GCGGGAAGCAUUUGAAACUGGGUUCGGUUCGGUCACACCAAUGGUAUCCGGGCAGACUCGAAACAUUCGAUACUCUAUGAAUGCUGACCGUGCGUUCAAGAUCGUACGGCAGGAGAUGCUGAAUCACGGCAAGGUGUACGGCGAGCGCGACGAGGAGAUUCCCCUCAGUCAAGAGGAUCUGAAAAAGGUGGACCGAGCAACCAAUUUCAACCAGCUCUGGGACGUUGUGCAACAAGGCUUCUUUGUCUUCACCCCGUGCAAGAGCACUGCCUUCCCUGACAAGGUGCUCAACGGCACUCGCCUUACAAUCACCGCCACCGACCCCGGGCAGGAGUUUGCGAUCCGCACACCGCUGACGCCCAGCCGGUGGCGAGACUUUGAUAUGGAGAUGGCUGCAGCGUGGAAGGACAUCUGUCUGUCAGUGGCCCACACGUCUCUCCGUGACUCGGACCCGCAGGCCUACCGCAAGGCGAUUCAAGACAACAUCCUCAGAAUGGCUUACUACUGGUACAACUUCAUGCCAUUGGCACGUGGCACUGCCAUGAACGGCUAUGUCAUGACCCUCGCCCUGCUGCUGGCUGUUGACCUGCAAGUCUCACAGCCCAUUCCCAGGGGCGUGCAG
Molecule: messenger RNA, 622 nt
Organism: Closterium sp. Yama58-4
Lineage: Eukaryota; Viridiplantae; Streptophyta; Zygnematophyceae; Desmidiales; Closteriaceae
Source: the annotation of a GenBank genome assembly